Molecule: messenger RNA, 1818 nt
Organism: Phytophthora infestans T30-4
Lineage: Eukaryota; Oomycota; Peronosporomycetes; Peronosporales; Peronosporaceae
Exons: 1
Coding region: 1-1818 (605 amino acids)
Molecular function (GO): protein binding
Source: RefSeq, a predicted model, not a curated record
AUGGUCUCCUAUACAAACGCCGCGUGCCAAUCGCCUCUACUCACGAAAGUUCGAGUGCUGGGUCACCACUGUCUCCAUGGCGAGCUGCCCCACGUUCUGCUGACUAUCAACGCGCUGCUCGACGAUUUCUCGACUGGUACGACAGCACAUGACGUCUAUGAACGAACGGGUAGCUUGCGCUUGAUGCAGUACGUCGCUGCACGAGAGCUGAAGGAAGAAUUAGACCCGUUCUACAACCGAUAUCUGUUCAAUCGAACGGUAGAGAUUGCCGCUGUUAACGGGGAUUUAAAGACCAUUAAGUGGCUGAUAGAGAGCUACAAACCCAAAUACCUCACGACGGCGGUAGCUGCAGCAGCAGCUAAUGGACAUCUUGACAUCCUGCAAUGGCUAUACGAUAACCAUCGCGAAAUCGGCUACUGGGGCGCUACUGAGAUGUGUGGAGCACUUCACAACAACCAAUCAAAGGUGAUCGAGUGGCUUCGUGAGAACGCAGUACCUCGUAAAGAUAGUCUGAAGAAAGUGAUGGAAGCCGCAGCAGCAGCUGGUAACGUAGAAAUCGUGGAAUGGCUGUUUAAAAGCUGCCGUGCAAGUGCUGAGGACGCCCUAUGGAGUGCACAAUCUAACAAGCAGUGGGAGAUGGCAAGGUGGAUUCUUGACAACUGCGGUAUCAUCGGACCCUGGAUCGACUGGGAUCUACCAGCUAAAGACGGAGCCAUAUCAUUUUUGCACUACUUGCGCUCACGAUCAAUCGGUGGGCCAGGAUUCUACACGCUGCAAGUCGCAGCAUUGAAUGGACACCUCGAGGUAGUCGAAUGGCUCCAUGAUGAACUACGCGUCCCCUUUUCACCCACAGUGUGGCAUGCUGCAGACAACGGUCAUCUAAACGUGAUCAAAUGGAUGCACGACAAUGGAUACAAACACGGUGGCGCUGCGAUAAUGGACCGUGCCGCGACGUUCGGUCAACUUGACGUCGUCAAGUGGCUACAUGAUAAUCGGGAGGAAGGAUGCACGGAGCAAGCGAUGGACGGUGCAGCGACAGAAGGUCAUCUCGAGGUCGUGAAAUGGCUACAUGAAAACCGAAGUGAAGGUUGCUCCAACGCAGCAAUGAAUGGCGCUGCUAGUAAAGGGCACUUAGACGUCGUAAAGUGGCUACAUAGCCAUCGACGUGAGGGAUGCACCCAUGUGGCAAUGGAUGCAGCGGCGGAGAAUGGCCAUCUACACAUCGUGCAAUGGCUUCAGAAAAACAGAAAAGAAGGGUGUACACCGGCAGCAAUGGACGCGGCGGCAAGCAAAGGACAUCUUGAUGUGGUGAAGUGGCUACACGAGAAUCGGAGUGAGGGUUGCACGACAAAAGCUAUGGACAUGGCAGCUGAGAACGGACACUUCGAGGUCGUCAAAUGGCUACAUGCGAACCGAGAUGAGGGUUGCACCGCCGACGCCAUGAACACAUCAGCCGCCAAUGGCUACUUGGCUAUUGUGAAAUUCCUACAUGAAAAUCGUGAAGAAGGUUGCACAGUUGCUGCAAUGACCCGAGCGAUUCUUGGCGCUCAUUUUGAAGUGGCCAUGUUUCUGAAGACUCAUCGCUCAGAGGGCUUUGUGCUGCAUCGGAAUUCUAUUAUUCGACUUCCGUUGGAACUAAUGCAGUGGCUGAUCGCGAGCUACAUCGACAAUCUUCAUGGAUACGAAUUCGAGGUUGAACGGAGUGAUUGGCGUUUCAACGAAUGGUGUCGUGAGAUCAGACUGCGGGUGGCCCAUCAGAACGAACAGUCCGUGUGGUGGGAGUGCAGCGCGAAGACUGUUCGCCCUGUAGUCAAUUGA